UUGUAAUAUGUCGCUGAAAGCAAACGUGCAGAUAGCCGUUCUUGUAUCAGCCUUCCGAACAAUGGGAGUCUGCGAGCAAGGAGACUACUACUGCGAGGUGAGGUUCUAUAUAGAAACCCCUAUUGCUAGGUACUAUGCCAACCCAGUACAACGAGAAGGGAUAAGAGAAAGUAUUCUCCAUCUUAAAGAAUCGAGAGUUAUCAAUCGUGAUAUGAUCGAUGUAAUCCCUGAACGCUCUCAAUGCAGAAAGAAAUAUACUACCCAGAUUAUGCGGAUUCGAUACAACCUUGAGGAGUGUAAUAUGAACGAGCUGGUUUUCUUUACUCAUGAAAUUGAUCUUCCUAAGGUCGAGACCAGUGACGACUGGCUGAGUGUCUACAUUCCCUUAAAUAUAGAAGUAAAGUUAUUUAAACUAGAGACAUAUGAUGAAAUGGACAUUCAGGAUUACCAAGAAGUAUCUACAAAAAGCUUCAGAGUAGGGGAUAUUGUAGAAGGAAUCUUUAAGGCAACUCCAGUAGUCUUUGACUCUCCCUACUCAUGUAUUCUCAGCACAUCAGUUUUUGUACUGAUAAAGAACAUAUCAUUCUCUGCUCGAAGUAAGAUGAGGAAGGAGUUUGAUCAGCCUAUUUUUGAAAGAAGAGAUACUAGAAGAGUCACUUAUAAAACCUCGAGAGAGGCAAAUAAGUGAAAUAUUUACAGCAUGACUAGUUUCACAGAAAAUGACUUGUACGACGAGGAUCCCCCUGAAAACUUUCUAGAACUUCUCUUUCCAGAUGACGAUGAGGAAGUCUCUGUCGAAGAUGCCCAGAAUGCAUAUGAAAUGGCCUGUAACCUAAUGAUAUGGCACUUCAACAAGAUGCGAGAGACUUAUAAAGAGUUUUAUUCACAUUUAAAGCCUAAGAGAAAGGUCCAUUUACCCGAGACUCCUGCUUUUAUUAAGCCUAAAAAGGAGUUCAGGAAAGACCUUUUUAUCAAACAGGAAGAAGAGCCUGUUGGUAAAGUCCAAGAAGAAGAAGAGAAGCUUUCUUCAGAUAAAUCAUCAACAGAGAGCAACUCAGUGUCCAUAGGGCCCCGAGUUAGAAUCGAAGAAGAGAAAGAAACCACCUUUAAGGACAAAAUUAGCGAAGCUUGGGACUACUUCACUAAUAAAGUUGCUGAUAUCUUCAGAGAGACAAGAGAUGUUGUCAUGAUUCCAAAGGCAAAAGUCGCUAAGAUUAUUGAGGGAGAAAUAUACAAGCUAAACAGAGAUAUAGUAAAAGGUUGGGAAUUCCUGAUAGAUCUCUCUAGAACACAUCCCGUCUACAUCAAGCGAUAUCAUGAAAACAAGUAUUGGAGGCUUUACAACCGUGUAAUCGAGGAAAAGAGGAUGAUAUCCAGAGAAAUUCACCAACUUGAUGAAAUAGUCCCAACCAAGGAGUUAGAUGAGAUAGCUGCCGAGAUGAAGCAACUCAGAGUAGACUACCUACAGUCCACAGGGCUUGAGACAGCCCGUGGACUCAUAGGUGAAAAAUGUAUCUACAGAGAAAAUAAUACUCCCAUAUUUUAUGAAGAAGUUCUUGAAAGAAAGGGUGGUUUUAAAUAAAUCAGCCACCAAAACAAUGACUGAAAAAGAUGAUAAAUUUGCCGAGAUUUUUGAAGACUCGAUCCAUGUAGUCUUUCUCAUCCAUGGCUUUGGAGGAAAAUCAAAGGAUAUGCAGAAGCUGUCGAAUAUCCUUGCACUCAGGUGUCCAAAGAUUAGACCAAUAAUAUGAAAAUCUGUAGAAAAAAAUGCAGACGACCCAAAAUUUAAUAUUGAGAAGUUAGGUCAUGAACUUGCAAAGGAAGUAGAAGAUGAAAUAGUCAAUGAAUGACAAGGAUAUGAUAAGCUUAAAAUGUCCUUCAUCGGACAUUCCAUGGGUGGGCUUGUCAUCAGAUAUGCUCUCAGACACUUGAGAAAGUAUAAGGAUAACUUAGAAACCUUGAUGACUCUAGGGACUCCUCAUUGAGGCUACAUGCAUUCUAAAAGUUCACUCAUUUCUUAUGGAAUAUGGGUACUAGACAAAGUUGUAGCUAAUCCUUUGCUCAAUGAAAUACGAUUAGGAGACUCCAAAGAUGUAAAAGAGAGCAGACUUUACAAGCUGUCUCAGUCUCCAGAGAUUGGAUAUUUUAAGGAAAUAUUGAUGUUUGGAUCAGACCAAGACACUUUCGCUUCCAUUGAGACUUCUCUAAUAAAAGCCACAGCAAGAAUGAAGAAGCUAAAGAAAUAUGACUCGUUCCAAGAGAUGCAAGAUAACAUACAGGAAUCUUUACUAAGUGGGAAGAAAAAGAAACGAAUAACAUUAGUAACAGUUGAUUUACAACUCAAGCAUGAUAGCUUAGGUGCCUACAUUGGUCGAAAAGCUCACAUAGAGUUCCUAUCUAAUGUUGAACUAGCCAAGAUGAUCAUGAGUAGGUACAGCUAUGCAUUCGAUUUAUAACCCCUAAUCAAUGACCUAGCUUAAGCUGG
Molecule: messenger RNA, 2485 nt
Organism: Moneuplotes crassus
Lineage: Eukaryota; Ciliophora; Spirotrichea; Euplotida; Euplotidae
Source: the annotation of a GenBank genome assembly